AUGCUUCGCCGAACGAUCUCGAAACUGUACCGCUACCAAGAGUUUGAGAUGCACAAUGAGGCAAAAUAUCCGUUCAACUACCCACGCGAGGCUCCGAACACGUCUGUUUUUCAUCAGUAUCAUCUGAACUUUUGGAUGUUUUGGGGCUAUGGGCGUCAGGAACUUUGGAUUGACCGUGACAACCGUCGCUACGAAACGACCUGGGAGAUGUUUCGACGUCUAUUAAUGUGGUUUUUUCCGUGCUACUUUAUUUUCCCGUUUGGUCUACCCAAAUUUUUCGCAGCCAACGCAUUUGGCGAAUACGGAGAAAAACCAUAUCUGGACGCGAUGAUGCACUCGCCAAUGGAUAAUUACUAUAUUGAGUGGGGCGGUAGCACACUUGAUGCGGAGUGGCUGCGCCAUAUUCACUCCAAGGAGUCCUUUUAA
This is a messenger RNA of Leishmania braziliensis MHOM/BR/75/M2904, 426 nucleotides long. RefSeq lists its product as hypothetical. The record is from RefSeq and is a predicted model, not a curated record. Lineage: Eukaryota; Euglenozoa; Kinetoplastea; Trypanosomatida; Trypanosomatidae. The transcript has a single exon. The coding region runs from base 1 to 426 and encodes 141 amino acids.